AUGCUGAUUAAAGAAUUUCGAGUGAUUCUCCCCAUUUCAGUGGAAGAGUACCAAGUGGGCCAGCUGUACUCUGUAGCUGAGGCCAGUAAGAAUGAGACAGGAGGUGGGGAGGGGGUGGAGGUGCUGAAGAAUGAGCCGUAUGAGAAGGAUGGAGAGAAGGGCCAGUACACGCACAAAAUCUACCACCUGCAGAGUAAAGUGCCGUCUUUUGUACGAAUGUUGGCUCCAGCGUCAGCCCUGAACAUCCAUGAGAAAGCUUGGAAUGCCUACCCCUACUGCCGCACAGUCAUAACUAAUGAGUACAUGAAAGAGAAUUUCUUGAUCAAGAUAGAGACAUGGCAUAAACCUGACAUGGGACAACUUGAGAAUGUUCACGGUCUGGAUCCAGAGACCUGGAAGAAAGUGGAUGUAGUGUACAUUGACAUAGCUGACAGACAUCAGGUCGAACCAAAGGAUUAUAAACCAGAGGAAGACCCUACGAAGUUCAAAUCUGUGAAAACCGGGCGGGGACCGCUGGGGCCAGACUGGAAGAAAGACCUCCCCAAAAAGACAGACUGCCCCCAUAUGUGUGCAUACAAACUGGUCACUGUCAAGUUUAAGUGGUGGGGUUUGCAGAAUAAGGUGGAAAACUUCAUCCAGAAGCAAGAGAAGCGUUUAUUCACCAAUUUCCAUCGGCAACUCUUCUGUUGGAUCGACAAAUGGAUCGACCUGACGAUGGAGGACAUCCGUCGAAUGGAGGAAGAGACCAGGAGGGAGCUGGAUGAGAUGAGAGUGAAGGACCCAGUGAAGGGAAUGGUGGCUCUGGAGGACUGA
Messenger RNA from Chanos chanos (milkfish), 813 nucleotides. RefSeq names its product phosphatidylinositol transfer protein, alpha b (gene pitpnab). The record is from RefSeq and is a predicted model, not a curated record. NCBI's taxonomy places the organism in Eukaryota, Metazoa, Chordata, Actinopteri, Gonorynchiformes, Chanidae. Gene Ontology annotation, molecular function: phosphatidylinositol transfer activity; phosphatidylcholine binding; phosphatidylinositol binding. Gene Ontology annotation, cellular component: cytoplasm. The coding region runs from base 1 to 813 and encodes 270 amino acids. Gene Ontology annotation, biological process: phospholipid transport. The transcript has 11 exons.